GUUUGUUUUAUUUAACGUUGUAUGGUUGCGGCUGGAAACUGACGGUGGAUAGGUUGGAGUUGACGGUACACGCGUGUUGCAGCAGAGAGCGUUGAAGCAGCGGCGAAGGAGCGUCAGGACAAAUUAAUAGAUUCUAAAAGGACAAAUUAGGGACGGUUCUUGAGUUGAAGUAAGUGGACAUAAUGGACGAUUCUUCGGAUGAUGGGAUGGAGUGGUCAGUCCUUAAGAUGCUACUAAAUUCACUGACACUACAGAAACAAAAGAAAGUACUGAGUGAUGAUCGUGUCCGACCUGUGUUGGAUGUUAAUGAGACUCAAAGCCUUGAUGACAUCAGACUGAAUCCAGCCAAAGAACUCACAGCAGCGAGAGGUAUUAUCGGUUCAAAUAACUCUCUUCCGAACUUUGACAUUAAGAAAGACUCCAGUGACCCCCAUCAGAACACAGUUUCCCAGAAUGCCCUGCUGUUAGCACCACAAAGACGCUGCCAAUCCAUUGGUCUCCGGCCAGACUUCACUCUAGACAGAAACGACCCCCAUCAGAACACAGUUACCCAGAAUGCCCUGCAGUUAGCACCACAAAGACUCUGCAGAUCCAUUGAACUCCCACCAUGGCUCAACAUGAAGAAAGACUCCAGUGACCCCCAUCAGAACACCGUUACCCAGAAUGCCCUGCUGUUAGCACUGCAAAGACGCUGCCAAUCCAUGGAUCCCCAGAUAAACUUCAGACGCUGCCAAUCCAUGGAUCGCCCGAUAUUCUUCAACAGAAACAACCCCCAUCAGAACACCGUUACCCAGAAUGCCCUGCAGUUAGCACCACAAACUCUAGACAGAAACGACACCUCUGACUCCAGUUAGUUGAUCAUCCAACGAUUUAAACUACAGCGAUUAUGAAUUAUAGUUUAUUUCUGUGUGUUUACAUGAUCUUACACAGAUUAUUCUUCAUAAAUCAAUAAUGCACAAGUUUAUAUAAACACUAUAAACUGUGUUAUUAUCAGGGAAAGGUCAUAAAUGUUCAUAAAAUCAUUCUGACGGCGUAUUGAAUGUGUGCAUGUUUAUGUUUUAACAUCAAAAUGAGAGAAAACCCCAAUCUCAUGUAAACACAAUUUUACUGUCAGAUUUUUAGAAUGAGCUGAUUUAUAUUUUCAUGUCUUCAGUGUUUAAUGUGCCUAUAUAUAUUGUUACUUUAUUAAUCCCAAUGCAUUAACUAAUUUUAACAAGUAUUAACAUAUAAGCUAUGCACUUUAUAUAAAACAUUAUAUUUUUAUCACUGCAUGUAUUAUAUAUCCAUUACUUUUAUACUGAAAGUUCUCCUUUACAACACUAAAUGUGUCAAUGUGUAAAUACAUUUGUUUGUGUUAUAGGACAAACAAACAUUCAUUUUCAUGAGCAGUCCGUUUGAUUCUCAUGUACUUGUAAAACUAAAACUCUUUCUACAUUUACUUUCAUACAAUUAUCAUUUAAGCUGUUUUGUGGAUCAGGAAUAUACCAUCCCAAAAAUGUAACCUAAACAUUUAUGUUCAUUUUCUAAUAAUUAUUUCCUCAUUGAUGUCAUUGUUUUGGCAAUAACAAAAACAAAAUGACUCACAGGAAAUGGUUCAUUUCAUUGAGAACUACAGAACUAGACCGACAUGCUGCCCUGUGUGUGUUUAUGUUUGUGUGUUUUUGUUUAAUGCAAUUUUACUUUGAUGCUUCGUCCGUUUCUCGCCUUGUCCUUUCCAUUUUACCCCGUUACAGAUUUACAUGUUCAUGGUGCUGCCUUCAGUGUUUAAUCUGUCCAUAUACACUCACCUAAAGGAUUAUUAGGAACACCAUACUAAUACUGUGUUUGACCCCCUUUCGCCUUCAGAACUCCCUUAAUUCUACGUGGCAUUGAUUCAGCAAGGUGCUGAAAGCAUUCUUUAGAAAUGUUGGCCCAUAUUGAUAGGAUAGCAUCUUGCAGUUGAUGGAGAUUUGUGGGAUACACAUCCAGGGCACGAAGCUCCCGUUCCACCACAUCCCAAAGAUGCUCUAUUGGGUUGAGAUCUGGUGACUGUGGGGGCCAUUUUAGUACAGUGAACUCAUUGUCAUGUUCAAGAAACCAAUUUGAAAUGAUUCGAGCUUUGUGACAUGGUGCAUUAUCCUGCUGGAAGUAGCCAUCAGAGGAUGGGUACAUGGUGGCCAUAAAGGGAUGGACAUGGUCAGAAACAAUGCUCAGGUAGGCCAUGGCAUUUAAACAAUGCCCAAUUGGCACUAAGGGGCCUGAAGUGUGCCAAGAAAACAUCCCCCACACCAUUACACCACCACCACCAGCCUGCACAGUGGUAACAAGGCAUGAUGGAUCCAUGUUCUCAUUCUGUUUACGCCAAAUUCUGACUCUACCAUCUGAAUGUCUCAACAGAAAUCAAGACUCAUCAGACCAGGCAACAUUUUUCCAGUCUUCAACUGUCCAAUUUUGGUGAGCUCUUGCAAAUUGUAGCCUCUUUUUCCUAUUUGUAGUGGAGAUGAGUGGUACCCGGUGGGGUCUUCUGCUGUUGUAGCCCAUCCGCCUCAAGGUUGUGCGUGUUGUGGCUUCACAAAUGCUUUGCUGCAUACCUCGGUUGUAACGAGUGGUUAUUUCAGGCAAAGUUGCUCUUCUAUCAGCUUGAAUCAGUUGGCCCAUUCUCCUCUGACCUCUAGCAUCAACAAGGCAUUUUCGCCCACAGGACUGCCGCAUACUGGAUGUUUUUCCCUUUUCACACCAUUCUUUGUAAACCCUAGAAAUGGUUGUGCGUGAAAAUCCCAGUAACUGAGCAGAUUGUGAAAUACUCAGACCGGCCCGUCUAGCACCAACAACCAUGCCACGCUCAAAAUUGCUUAAAUCACCUUUCUUUCCCAUUCUGACAUUCAGUUUGGAGUUCAGGAGAUUGUCUUGACCAGGACCACACCCCUAAAUGCAUUGAAGCAACUGCCAUGUGAUUGGUUGAUUAGAUAAUUGCAUUAAUGCGAAAUUGAACAGGUGUUCCUAAUAAUCCUUUAGGUGAGUGUAUAUUGUUACUUUAUGAAUCCCAAUGCAUUAACUAAUGUUAACAAGUAUUAACAUAUAAUAAAUGCACUUUAUAUAAAACAUUAUAUUUUUAUCACUGCAUGUAUUAUAUAUCCAUUACUUUUAUACUGAAAGUUCUCCUUUACAACACUAAAUGUGUCAAUGUGUAAAUAUGUGUUUGUGUUGUGAUGUCACUGAAACUAUCAUCAUCACAUUAUCUGCAACAUCUCAGUGUAACUGCUGUUAUUAGUGUGAGAUUAAACUCCAGU
Xyrauchen texanus (razorback sucker) is the source of this 3269-nucleotide messenger RNA. RefSeq lists its product as uncharacterized. The record is from RefSeq and is a predicted model, not a curated record. The transcript is spliced from 14 exons. Lineage: Eukaryota; Metazoa; Chordata; Actinopteri; Cypriniformes; Catostomidae. Bases 183 to 854 code for a protein of 223 amino acids.